Molecule: messenger RNA, 1963 nt
Organism: Gastrolobium bilobum
Lineage: Eukaryota; Viridiplantae; Streptophyta; Magnoliopsida; Fabales; Fabaceae
Product: probable mitochondrial-processing peptidase subunit beta, mitochondrial
Exons: 9
Coding region: 124-1707 (527 amino acids)
Biological process (GO): proteolysis
Cellular component (GO): mitochondrion
Molecular function (GO): metal ion binding; metalloendopeptidase activity
Source: RefSeq, a predicted model, not a curated record
UUCCCCCUAGAACUAAUACUGUCGUAUCACAGUCCUCAUUCUCCCUCACACAAUUUCACAACCUACCAUUUCUAUUCCACUGUGAAACCCUAGGCAGUAGGGUCGCCCCUCACGCGCGGAGCCAUGUCCUUCAGCAAACUCCUCACCGCGGCCCGCCGCUCCCACCGGCGGAGCUCCUCCCUCGCCGCCAUCCGAUUCCUCUCAACCUCCCCUGCGGUGGCCCCUUCGCCGUCGUCCCCUCCCUCCCCUCUGCCGCCAAACGCGAUGAUCUACGAUCGCAUAGCGGAGGCCGUGAAGUCGAAGAUCCGCCAGCUGGAGAAUCCGGAUCCCAGGUUCCUGAAACACGGGUCGCCCAAGCCAACUCUCUCGGACCACACGCGGAUCCUGGCGGCGCCGGAGACCCGCGUUACGACCCUCCCUAACGGCCUCCGAGUUGCCACCGAGUCGAACCUUAGCGCGCGCACUGCGACCGUUGGGGUGUGGAUCGACGCCGGGUCGCGAUUCGAGACGGAGGAGACUAACGGAACGGCGCAUUUUCUUGAGCACAUGAUAUUCAAGGGAACGGAGAGGCGUAACGCGCGGGAAUUGGAGGAAGAGAUCGAGAACAUGGGAGGACACCUUAACGCCUACACCUCAAGGGAACAGACAACCUAUUACGCCAAGGUUGCCGACAAGGAUGUCCCCAGUGCGCUUGAUAUCUUGGCCGAUAUUCUCCAGAACUCGCGGUUCGAAGAAAACCGCAUCAGCCGCGAGCGCGACGUCAUUCUCAGGGAGAUGGAGGAGGUUGAGGGUCAAACGGAGGAAGUGAUCUUUGACCACCUGCACGCAACUGCUUUCCAGUACACUCCACUUGGUAGAACCAUUCUUGGACCUGCUCAGAACAUUAAGACAAUCACCAAAAAUCAUCUGCAGAACUACAUUCAGACACACUACACAGCUCCUAGGAUGGUGAUAGCUGCAUCUGGAGCUGUCAAGCAUGAAGAUAUUGUUGAGCAAGUAAAAAAAUUGUUUACUAAGUUGUCAACAGAUUCCAUUACUACUUCUCAAUUAGUUGCAAAAGAACCAGCCAUUUUUACUGGUUCUGAGGUUAGAAUGCUUGAUGAUGAUAUUCCCCUUGCACAAUUUGCGGUAGCUUUUGAAGGGGCAUCUUGGAAGGAUCCAGAUUCAAUUGCUCUUAUGGUCAUGCAAGCUAUGUUGGGUUCUUGGAAUAAGACAGCAGUAGGUGGAAAACACAUGGGUUCUGAGUUAGCACAGCGAGUUGGCAUUAAUGAAGUUGCGGAAAGCAUGAUGGCUUUCAACACUAAUUACAAGGACACAGGUCUUUUUGGUGUUUAUGCUGUUGCUAAGCCGGAUUGCGUGGAUGAUUUGUCCUAUGCAAUAAUGUAUGAGGCAACAAAGUUGGCUUAUCGGGUUUCAGAAGAUGAUGUUACACGGGCUCGUAAUCAGUUGAAAUCGUCACUGCUGCUUCACAUAGAUGGAACAAGCCCAGUAGCUGAAGAUAUUGGUCGUCAGCUUCUCACAUAUGGUCGAAGAAUCCCAUUUGCUGAAUUGUUUGCUAGAAUUGAUGCUGUUGAUGCCAGCACAAUUAAACGUGUUGCAAACCGAUUUAUUUAUGACAAGGACAUUGCUAUUGCUGCCAUGGGACCAAUUCAGCGUUUGCCUGAUUACAACUGGUUCAGACGCAGAACUUACUGGAACCGCUAUUAGUUCGUCUUAGUUUUCUGCUUCAUUUAACUUUAUGAGAGGUCUGGCAUAAUAUUUUGUUUCAAUUUACACUAUAUAUGCCUGUGGAUGGCUGCUUUGGCCGUCAAUUUUAAUUUAUUUGUUAUAGGCCUCUGUUUUUGUAACAUUUAUGCAAUAAGGAUGCUGUUGUCAGUGAUGUAAUUGGCAUCCUUCCAUACUGCUCUAAUUCUUGUUGAAAAUGAUAUUGCCUUAAAGUGCCCUGGUUUCUACUUUCUCCUGA